Molecule: messenger RNA, 865 nt
Organism: Triticum dicoccoides
Lineage: Eukaryota; Viridiplantae; Streptophyta; Magnoliopsida; Poales; Poaceae
Exons: 1
Coding region: 20-664 (214 amino acids)
Source: RefSeq, a predicted model, not a curated record
CCCGACGACGGCCGUCAGGAUGAAAACACCGCCUUGUGCCUCCAUCGUCCCGAGGAUCGAUCGAAGAGCCAGACGUGAAGCGAUGAGCCGCCGCACCAGGCGCGGCGACCGGCAGCAGCCGCCGCCGGCUCGUCCCACGACCGUGUCCAACAACCCCAUCUUCUUCGUGCAUGACGGCCUCGACGACGUGCCGGGCGCCGCCGUCGCCAAGCCGCUGCCGCUGCCUCCGAGCAGGGCGCACCUGCAGCCUGCAGGCUCGGGGCGGGCAGACAGUUCCACUUCCACGUUAAUGGCGAGCCGGCACGGGAGCGGCUGGGUCCUGAGGAGGAUGCACCACCACGACCCGUUCCUCGCCGCCUACGUGGCCUGCACCAAGAGCGGCGGCGGCGGCAAGGUCGACGCUGCUCCGGCGAAGCGGCAGCAGAAGAAGAACAGGGGCAGAGGCGAUGCCGCUGUCCAGGGGUGCGGCAUUUGGAGCGGUUGGACGGCGGCGGGAGCGAAGUACGCCGGAGCGAUCUCGUGUAAGUACGGCUGCGACGUUGCCACCGCGCAGGGCGACGAUCCUGCCGCAUCCCCGGCGCCCAGGCUGCACCUGUCGCGGCAGCUGGUGGUGAUUCCGGCCAGCAAGAGGGCCCUGCAGCCACGGGGGCGGGCGCAGGGCUGAGGGAGGGUGCUGUACUUGUGUUUGUUUCUGCUGCUGUGGUGCACCCCAUGUACAUAGCCCAUGUACCGAUACUACUCUACUGCCGUGUGUAAAAAUAUUCUUAUAUUAUGGGACGAAGAAAGAAUAUGUAAACUUGUACGUGUACAUUGUGCUGUGAUCCACAGUACAGAUGAAACGUGAAAUCAACCGAGAGCUUUGCUA